UGGAGGAUCUGUGCAGCUCUGCGGAGGAUCGGGAUGCUCUCCAUGUCCUCCUCCUCCUGCUGCUGCUCCUCUUCCUCCUCCUCCUCGCAGACUCAGACCAUUCAACACCCUGGAUCCUCUCCCGUCCUCAGACCCGGACCCGCGUCCUUAACCCGGGAUUUAAACCUGGACUGCAGCCUGUGAGGGGCAGAUCAGGGUGCGAGGCGGGGGAGCUGGGGGAGCUUCUUGGACGUGGAUCCAGCGCGCGUGCGUCUGACCACGAGUUCGUGUUUGUUUAUAAAAUAACGCGAAACAAAAAGCGUGUUUCUCCUUUUAAGAUGACGGAUCCGUUGUCUUUUUUCCGACUCCUUAUUAAAAGAUUCACGCGGAGACCCUGAACGCGGCACCGGCAGCGCGCGUACACCUCCGGUUUAUGUUUCAGUCUUUUGUACCUGCGCGCUCACCUGUGUGGACGCAUGUCUCAGAUCCAGCACGCGGCUCUGGACCAGCAGGGCCGGUACAACCAGAUCUGCACCCGUGGCGGCAGCUGCCCGCCCCCCGCAGACGGUUCCGAGCCGGCCCACUGCCCCGGUCACAGGAGCCGGAGUCCCCGCAAGAAGUGGCAGGUGUUCCCAGGCAGGAACAGGUUCUACUGCGACGGCAGGAUCAUGAUGGCCCGGCAGACCGGGGUCUUCUACCUGACCCUGGUCCUCAUCCUGCUCACCUGCGGCCUCUUCUUUACCUUUGACUGUCCUUUCCUGGCGUCCAACCUGACCCCGGCCAUCCCGGCGGUCGGCGGCGUUCUCUUCAUCUUCGUGAUGGGGAUGCUGUUCAGGGCAAGUUUCAGCGACCCCGGCAUUUUACCCCGAGCGACACCAGACGAGGCCGCCGACCUUGAGCGACAGAUUGACUCUGCAGGAUGCUCCAGGCCGCCUCCUCGGACCCGAGAGGUUCUCAUCAACGGGCAGGCGGUCAAGCUGAAAUACUGCUUCACCUGCAAGAUCUUCAGGCCGCCCCGAGCAUCGCACUGCAGCCUGUGCGACAACUGUGUGGAGCGCUUCGACCAUCACUGUCCGUGGGUGGGGAACUGCGUCGGGCGGAGGAAUUAUCGCUUUUUCUACCUGUUUAUCCUCUCCCUGUCCCUCCUCACUGUCUUCAUCUUCGCCUUCGUCAUCACACACGUCAUCCUCAGAUCGAACCAGACGGGUUUCCUGGGCGCGCUCAAAGACAGCCCAGCCAGCGUCCUGGAGGUGGUGGUGUGUUUCUUCUCCAUUUGGUCCAUUGUCGGCCUGUCAGGCUUCCACACCUACCUGAUCAGCUCCAACCAGACCACCAACGAGGACAUUAAAGGGUCCUGGUCCACCAAACGAGGGAAGGAUAACUACAACCCGUACAGCUACGGGAACAUCCUGACCAACUGCUGUGCUGCCCUCUGUGGACCUCUACCUCCCAGUCUGAUUGACAGGAGAGGUCUGAUCCAGUCCGGCACGCCGCAGACCGUCUCCCAGUCCAAUGGCACCAGCAACAGCAGCUAUGCCUCCACUCAGCUCCACAGCAACAUGUGUGAUCAGGAUCAGUGCAUCCAGAGCACUAAGUUUGUGCUGCAGGCUGCCACCACGCCUCUGCUGCACAGCGACCCCGUCGUGCUGGCCCCGCUGCCAGGUAAGACCACCACUCUGGGGGGCCCCUGCGCCUACCUGGCCCCUGCCCAGCCGUCCCUGCCAUCCUGCGGAGGCGAUGUCCUGACGCUGAGGGACGCCGCUGUCGACUCCCGCUGUCACCACCACCUGCACCUCCAUCACCACCAUCACCACCACCACUUUGUGAGUCCGGAGGAGACGCCAUGUGCCACGCCACAGGGUGCCCUGCCCUGCCCCGCCCACCUGCACCUCCACCACCAACCCCACCCUGCCAUCCCCUCCCCCGUUGCCCUGUACGACCCUGCCAGUCAGGACGCUCUACACGAGGACUCGGUCAGGGGGCUAGUGAAGCUCAGCUCCGUCUGAAUGUGACGUCCGUUGGACAGAUUUUUACUGUCUAUGGUAAAAAAACUUAACAAAUAAAACAAACUGUUUCCAAAUCGUGAUGAUAAAAACGAACACACCUCAGUAAAACAUCUGAUCACAAACUCAGCUGAUGGGCUGGUGUCUCGGGUGAAGAUUGUCCUCAGAGUGAAGACUUGUCUCCAGACGCCAGAGAAACGCUGACACUUUCUCCCUUUUAGACUUUUUGUCUUUGACGCUUCUCGAUUUCACAUUUUUUGUGACUUUGUUUGGCAGCUUUUAGAAAGUCCACCUGUUCUGCCCCGUUUGUCCUGUAUUAAAUAUUACUUUAGUAAACUCAA
Molecule: messenger RNA, 2323 nt
Organism: Pundamilia nyererei
Lineage: Eukaryota; Metazoa; Chordata; Actinopteri; Cichliformes; Cichlidae
Gene: zdhhc14
Product: zDHHC palmitoyltransferase 14
Exons: 9
Coding region: 456-1985 (509 amino acids)
Biological process (GO): protein targeting to membrane; peptidyl-L-cysteine S-palmitoylation
Cellular component (GO): endoplasmic reticulum; Golgi apparatus
Molecular function (GO): protein-cysteine S-palmitoyltransferase activity
Source: RefSeq, a predicted model, not a curated record